CUCAGAAUUCAGAACCAUCAGUCUACAAGGAGGUACCUUUCAAAACAAUUUUUAAAUAUUUACUAGUGGUUAAAAAUUAAACACAUUGAGAACUCAGAGGCUGGGGAAAAUUGCAAGGAAAAAGAUCUUCUAAAAAGACAGGAAGAUACUCUUCAACAUGAGACUAAUAUCAGUUCUCGUGUUCAUUUUAUACUUAUUGCUUUGCACUGAUACAGCAAAGGGUAUAACUAGGAGCAGCAAGAAGCCCACCCAGCAAGCUCCACCGGAAAACUAUUUGAUUGAAGAAUGUCUAAACAACAGUUAUACUGUGAAUUCUUGCAAGAAAGUCUUUUGCCAACCCUGGCAAAGGUGUAUGGAUGGUACCUGUUCCUGUAAGCUACCCUAUCAGUGCCCAAAGAACGGCACCUCGGUUUGUUCUGCGGAGAGAAAGACUUUUCGAACCUACUGUCAGCUAAAGAGCUACGAGUGUCAACGUCCCAAGAGCAAAUUUAGGAGCAGAGGAAGCUGUACACCUCAAGACAAUUUUGAAGUUUCCUUGAAGCCAGAAAAUGCAUCAGAGAGAUUCAUUCAAGUUGCAGUGAAUUCCCAGGAGACGUUUAUUUGUGGGCAUGAAUGGAGUAUGAAUGAAGCCAAUGUGGUCUGCAGAGAUCUUCAUUUCCCAGAAGGGGCUGACCGCAUAAAGUUGGAUCGCCCAGAUGAUGCCUGGAAUUCAUCAGAGUGCCUUAAAGUGACUUGCAGAGGCACAGAGACCAGCCUAGCGGAAUGCUCUUUAGCUAGCACCAGUAGGGGUCGCAAGAAGCUUGCUAAGGUGGUAUGCCACACAGCACACAAAGAAUGUUCCUCCACCGAAUUCCGCUGCGUCAACAGAAAAUGCAUCCCUUCAGAUAAAACAUGUGAUGGAAUCAAUGACUGUGGAGACCUAAGUGAUGAAUUAUGUUGCAAAGCGUGCAGAGGUGAAAGCUUCCACUGUUCCUCAAAUGUGUGUAUUCCAAACAAAUACCUCUGUAACAAAGAAAUGGACUGCUUAACAGGAGAAGACGAAAAUAACCACUUGUGUAGAGAAGGAAGAGAAGAAACUGAGGAGGAAUCUAUGGAUACAGAAAGAAGAAAAAUCAAAACAUUUCUGCCCCAAAUACAUUGUGGUGUUCCAAACCACACGGUUACUCGUCGGAAGCGAAUCAUUGGCGGACAUUCUGCAGGAAAGGGUGAAUUUCCUUGGCAGGUGGCAAUUAGAAGUGUCAGUAAUACCCAAGUGAACUGUGGUGGGAUUUAUAUUGGGGGCUGUUGGAUUCUUACUGCCGCACACUGUGUGAGACAAAGCUAUGUUCAUACCUAUAGAAUAUGGACUGGAAUGUUGGAUACAGUACUUAAGAAUGAGGGAAUAGAAACCUUUAAAUUAAAUAGAGUGAUAAUCCAUGAGAACUAUAUUUCCAAAACAUACGAAAAUGAUAUUGCUUUGCUGGAAAUGAAGACCAUUGAUCAAGGGAAGCCGUGUUCGCCACCCAACACGGUGGCAGCGUGCGUCCCUUGGUCACCUUAUAUGUUCCCAGCAGGCCACCAGUGCAAAGUGUCCGGUUGGGGACGGGCAGAAGGUUAUGAAAGACAAUUUGCACUUAAAUGGGGCUAUGUUAAUUUAAUGUCAAACUGUUCUGAAAUCUACAAGGAACGUUAUUUUAAAGGCAUGGAAUGUGCAGGUACAUAUGAUGGUUCGGUAGAUUCCUGUAGAGGUGACUCAGGAGGACCUUUGGUUUGUUUUGACUCUAAUAACGUAGCUUAUGUUUGGGGCAUUGUGAGUUGGGGUGAAAACUGUGGCGAAGAAGGACAUCCUGGUGUUUACACAAAGGUGGCUGAUUAUUUUGAAUGGAUUAGCCGUCACACUGGAAAGGCUGUAGUUUCUCGAUUUAAUGUGUGACAUUUGGGAUUUAAAUAUUUCCUCAUUUUCUACUUUAAUA
Molecule: messenger RNA, 1952 nt
Organism: Euleptes europaea (tarantolino)
Lineage: Eukaryota; Metazoa; Chordata; Lepidosauria; Squamata; Sphaerodactylidae
Gene: CFI
Product: complement factor I
Exons: 12
Coding region: 158-1912 (584 amino acids)
Biological process (GO): proteolysis
Cellular component (GO): membrane
Molecular function (GO): protein binding; serine-type endopeptidase activity
Source: RefSeq, a predicted model, not a curated record